CCUACCUCACUUCUUCUCUCCUCACCAUGUACCUUUCAGGAGGCAGACCUGACUUCCUCCUCUGCCUCACGAAGAGGUUCAAGAGUCUCCUAAACCUCGACAAGCCUUGCCCUCCCCAGACUCAGUUUUGCCUUUUUCAAUGCCUUCUGGCCCCUUCCAAGCACAGGCCCCCCCACCCCAGGCAGAGCAGAGGGACUGGUGGGCAGGCACAGCUGGCAGCCAAGGAAGGGUCCUCAGUAAAGGAGGGAGGGGUGGCUGGAGAGCAGCACUGCACCUGGCAGCCCGGGGGAGAUGUGGUCAGAUCUGGAAGAGCAGAGCCCAGGGCUCCCCAGGUGGAGGGGAUGAUGGCGCCCCGAAUCAAGCGGCCACACCCCUUCUUACCAUGUCUGACCUGUGGCUGACCUCAGGCCGGGCACUGGGUACUUGUCCCAGGGCCUGUGCAGUGCAGGGUGACCGUGGCCCCAAAGGAGCCCUGGAGGGCAGGAUGGGGCCCACUGCUGGUGGGGGCUGGUCUCACAGCAACAACUCGUCCCCGAGGCCAGCCGUCCCCCACUCUCUUCCUGGGAGGACAUUGUUGGGGAAAGCAAACACAAAGUGGCCGGGGCCCUGCCAAGCAUUCCUAGAAGAGGCUAGGGGGAGGGGCAGUGGCCAGACAGCAGCUGACCCUGAGGUCACGGGAGAAGCCAAGGCUGGGCCAGGCCCCUGGGAGCUUGAACAAGGACCCCACCCAGGCAGUUAGGAAAUGAGGAGGAGGGAGGAGUGGUCAGCAUGCCGGGGGUAGAUGGGCAGGCCCAUUUGGAGACAUGUGGUUCCCGCUUAACUCCCACAUGGCCAUCUGCUGGGAGGGAAGACCCUAGGAGCCCCCUGAGGGGCCCCUACCCACAGGCAGGGGGCCAGCUGAGCACCAGCCCCUCACGGGCAGCUCCAAGGAAGACCCCCGCCCAGCACUGCCUGCAGCCCCAGCUCUGCUCUGCCCAGCCCUGCAGGGGGAUGGAAAGAUGGGGGGGGGGUUGGAAGAUGGGGGGAUGGUCCCCCAUUGUCCCUUAGAGCUGCACCCCGGGCCACCUUGCACCCUCAAGAUGCGUCAGGACAGAUGCAGCCCCCAGCCUGUCCCCUGUACCAUCCGCACCCUGGGCCCCAGUGCUGGUGCUGGCAGCCUGGCAGGAGGGGGUUAAUGGAGCUGGGGCCAGCAGGCUGGGCUGGCCAGUGACAAGGGUGCUGGCUGCCCCAGAGGCAGUGGGGAAAUCCAGAGGGCAGGAGCAGCCAGCCCCAACAGACGCGCCCCACUCCCUGCCCGCCUGCGGCCUGCUCUGCACGAGGGAUGGCCCUGAGGAGAGGUGAGGCCCCCACGUGCCCCAGCCACUCACUUCGGGGGGUGGGUGGCGACCGUGUGCCCCCAAGCCCAUUGGGGUAGGGGCUGCCCCCAGGGAGGACUCAGCUCUAGGUGGGCCAGGGCUCUGGGAGCCCAUGGGGGAAAUGUGGCCACUCCGGGUGGUGGGGUGCCUGGCCCUGGAGAAUCGCUGUUGCCUCCUGCCCCCUCCUCUCCUACCCGAGGGCCCAGGCUGGCAGCGCAGGGGAGGAAGGGCACCCACACUGCCACCCCAGGGGCCCUGACUCAAACCCUGCACUGGGCCAGGGCAUGCUACCCUCCCAGCUGCUCGGAGGCCAGGCCAUUGCCACCCUGUCCCCUCUUGGAGCCUAGCCCAAUCCAGCUAGUGUGUCCACCCUGGGACCCAGAACUCUCAGAGACCAGAGAGAGGCCUGAUAUGGUGGGUAGCCCAGUGCCCAGUGGAACUUAUGGGGGAUUGUUGCUGUGGAGCCUGGCAUCCUUUAUCCUGUGCCACAACCCAACCUCCGGUGGGUCAGUGACCUGGGAUCCCCAUCUGCCCUUGAGGCCUGCACCCUCUUCCUCUCCCCACACCAGCACUGGGCCAAGUCCCUGGGUGCAUGCCGGACAAACCAUGGAGGUGAGUACCCCCCAGUCGGGGGUCUAGCUGGGGCAGCGGGCAUCCAACUCACUGUCCAGACAAUCAGGGCAGCAAGCGCAUACCCACCCGAGCGUGCUCCAGAACGUUCUCUCACAAUUUCCUCCAGCCCUGCCUGGCAGCCUAGCCUGGCUUGAGUGUCCACCUUGGGGAUGCAGAUGAACACACGGCCUAGCGGCCAGGUCCCCAGCCUUCAGUUUUCUCUGGAACAGGCACUGCCACUCCGUUGGUCCUGUGGGGUGGAAAGGGCAGUUGGUUUUGAACCAGAGAACGUCCCCGUCAUCCUGCGUGGUCUCCACUUCCCACUUAAGUGGGGGACGCAGAUCUUAGCCCAUACCUUCUCUGGUCCGGUCAGCAGUACUUUCUCUAAACAGUUGUGUGCUGUGGUCCAGGUGUAUGGCUGAGACCUGGAAGGUUCCAUGUCUUGCUUGCCCUGGGCUCACAUCCUGGGCCACCUCAGUGCUGCCUCCCCAAGCCCCUCUCCCCACAGGAGGCCCGGCCCUGGUGGUGCUGCUGGUCUCCUGGGCAGUGCUGGGCUCCCACAGCCUGGAGGGAGUGGAGCCCGCAGCACCGGUAGACCCCGAGGGUCCCCAGUGCCCAGCCAUCUGCUCCUGCGGCCACGACGACUACACGGAUGAGCUCAACGUCUUCUGCAGCUCUCGGAACCUCACACGGCUGCCCAAUGGCAUCCCGGAUGGCACCAGGGCCCUGUGGCUGGAUGGAAACAACUUCUCCUUCAUUCCCGCGGCCACCUUCCGGAACCUGUCCAGCCUGGGGUUCCUCAACCUACAGAGCAGCAGGCUGGCCAGCCUGGAGCCGCAGGCGCUGCUGGGCCUGCAGAACCUGUACCACCUGCACCUGGAGCGGAACCAGCUGCGCAGCCUGGCGUCCCGCACCUUCCUGCACACGCCGGGCCUGGCCUCGCUCGGCCUCAACAACAACCUGCUCAGCCGGCUAGACGAGGGCCUCUUCAGGGGCCUUGCCCACCUCUGGGACCUCAACCUGGGCUGGAACAGCCUGGCCGUGCUGCCUGACACUGCGUUCCAGGACCUGGCCAGCCUACGCGAGCUGGUGCUGGCAGGCAACAAGCUGGCCUACCUGCAGCCCGCGCUCUUCUGUGGCCUCAGCGAGCUCCGCGAGCUGGACCUGAGCAGAAAUGCCCUGCGGAGCGUCAAAGCCAAUGUCUUCGUUAAGUUGCCCAAGCUCCAGAAGCUCUACCUGGACCACAACCUCAUCACCGCUGUGGCCCCAGGUGCCUUCCUGGGCAUGAAGGCACUGCGCUGGCUGGACCUGUCACACAACCGCGUGGGUGGCCUCCUGGAGGACACCUUCCCGGGGCUGCUGGGUCUGCACGUUCUGCGCCUCUCACACAAUGCCAUCGCCGGCCUACGGCCCCGUACCUUCAAGGACCUGCACUUCCUGGAGGAGCUGCAGCUCGGCUACAACCGUAUCCGGCAGCUGCCGGAGGAGGCCUUCGAGGGCCUGGACCAGCUGGAGGUGUUGGCACUCAACAACAACCAGCUCCAGGAGCUCAAGUCGGGCGUCUUCCUGGGCCUCUACAACUUGGCCGUCAUGAAUCUCUCUGGCAACUGUCUGAGGAACCUUCCAGAGCAGGCAUUCCAGGGCCUGGGCAAGCUGCACAGCCUGCACCUGGAGGGCAGCUGCCUGGGCUGCCUCGGCCCGCACACCUUCACUGGCCUCACGGGGCUGCGCCGGCUCUUCCUCAAGGACAACAGCAUUGCGGUCAUUGAUGAGCAGAGCCUGGGGGGGCUGGCCGAGCUGCUGGAGCUGGACCUCACCUCCAACCAGCUCACGCACCUGCCUGGCCAGCUCUUCCAGGGCCUCAGACACCUGGAGUACCUCCUCCUCUCUCACAACCAGCUGUCGGCGCUAUCGGUGGAUGCCCUGGGGCCCCUGCAGCGCAUCUUCUGGCUGGACGUGUCGCACAACCGCCUGGAGGCGCUGCCUGAGACUGUGCUCGCACCGCUGGGGCGGCUGCGCUACCUCAGCCUCCGGAACAACUCGCUGCGGACCUUCGUGCCGCAGCCCCCCGGCCUGGAGCGCCUGUGGCUCGAGGGCAACCCCUGGGACUGUGGCUGCCCACUCAAGGCCCUGAGGGCCUUCACCCUGCAGCACCCGGGCGUCGUGCCCCGCUUCGUCCAGGCCAUGGCGGAGAGAGACGACGACCACCAGCCGCCCACAUAUGCCUACAACAACAUCACCUGCGCCAGCCCCCCCAACGUCUCAGGCCUUGACCUGCGCGACGUUGGCGAGGCCCACUUUGCCCACUGCUGACCUGAAGCCGCCCUGGGAUCUGGACGGGCCCUCGCCACCCCAGGGGACAUGGACCUGGGACCUGUGGGCCCCAGCCUGGUCCCUGAGGGC
This is a messenger RNA of Kogia breviceps (pygmy sperm whale), 4370 nucleotides long. The record is from RefSeq and is a predicted model, not a curated record. NCBI's taxonomy places the organism in Eukaryota, Metazoa, Chordata, Mammalia, Artiodactyla, Physeteridae.